AUGCCAAGUACAUCGGCCGCCCUCUUUAAUGAUACACAAUCGGACAAGCGGCCCAGAGCCCAGUCGCCAGAUUCUGAGGCUUCGUCGGCAGCUGAAGACGUACAACAGGAGGAAGAGGGCGCCGCCACCGCUGCGAUCGCGGAGAAGCCUUCGGGUAAGAGGCGCGAAAAGAAGAAGCAUACAUGUAGGAAGAGCAGGUCUCGGAGGGACGACUCGGAUGAUGAUACAGAUUCCUCGUUUCCGGUCGCUCGCACCUGGAGCACAACUGUUGCCCGAACCCUUUCCGGAGUACCUGUGGAACGUUGGAGACGCAAAGUGAUACAGGGAGUAUUAGCGUCCGUGGCACCUUCCACGCUCAGGUCCUAUAGGAAGGCCUGGUGUGAUUUCCUGGGUUUCAGGUUUGGGUUGUCUGGGCUGUCACAUAGCACCCCCCCCACCACUGAUGACGUCCUGCAGUACCUGUCCCAUCUGGAUGACCUUGGACGUGCUACGAAAACCUUAAAGAUCCACGUAGCAGCCAUCAGCUUCUUUUCAAAGGCGACGUUUGCGCAAGACCCAUGUAGCGAUUUUCUGAUCCGUAGAGCCAUUGAAGGUUGGGGCAGGUUGCAACCGCCCAGGACCGUGGGGCGUAAGCCUAUUUCGUAUGGAUUGCUAUCUCAGAUACGCGUAAAGCUCAGGACAAUUUGUUGGUCUAAGUUUGAGGCACGGCUCUUCUCUGCGGCUUACGCUAUAGCCUUUUUUGGUGCGCUCAGAGUUGGUGAGGUUGUGUGUGAAGCUAGUGCGCGGGGUUCAACUCGCGGCCUCCUGUGUGAGGAUGUACAGCUAUCCGAAUCUGCUGUGUCAGUACUAGUGCGUCAGUCCAAGACCGAUCAGACAGGCAAGGGUGUCCUGCUUAAGCUCACGGCGUUGGCCCAGCAGGGCCCAUGUCCGGUGAAGGACACGAGGCGGUAUCUCCGCCUUAGACCAGCCGGCCCGGGACCGUUCCUGAUACACGAGGAUGGGUCGCCCCUGUUGAGGUACCAAUUCACUAGAGUAAUGCGCAAGGCUAUUGAGGCUUGUGGCCUACCCCCCAUGAGUACGCUGCACAUUCGUUCAGGAUCGGGGCCGCCACCACGGCCGCGCACCUGGGGUUGCCGGCAGAAAGGAUAA
This is a messenger RNA of Podarcis muralis (Common wall lizard), 1149 nucleotides long. Lineage: Eukaryota; Metazoa; Chordata; Lepidosauria; Squamata; Lacertidae. The record is from RefSeq and is a predicted model, not a curated record.